ACAACCCCAAGGAAAAAUAAAAACAUUCCCCCAACUGGACGUCAAAAUUAAACAGCAUCAGCUGGUACAGGACCACGGGCCCAAGGAUACAACCGCAAGGAUGAACGGUCUACCACCGAGUAAGCACUACAAUCUGACGCACUACCAGCAGCGCUAUAACUGGGACUGCGGCUUAUCCUGUAUCAUUAUGGUCCUGGGAACACAGCAGCGUGAGGAGUUCCUCAACAAUUUCGAGACUGUGUGUAAUGACGAGGGCUUCGGAUCAAGCACCUGGACAAUUGACCUAUGCUACCUGCUGCUACGCUACCAGGUGCGCCACGAAUACUUCACCCAAACACUGGGCAUCGAUCCGAACUACGCCCAGCACACCUACUACUCCAAGAUCAUUGACAAGGACGAGCGUCGCGUCACGCGCAAGUUCAAGGACGCCCGGGCGCAUGGCCUUCGGGUAGAACAGCGCACAGUCGGCAUGGAGGUCAUCCUGCGUCAUUUGGCUCGUCACGGUCCGGUUAUCCUCCUGACCAAUGCCUCCUUGCUGACAUGUGAAGUAUGCAAGCGUAAUGUCCUGGAAAAGUUCGGCUGUUUUCAUAUAAAUUGUAUUGCCCGAAACACACGCUUGCCGGAUCCAAAUAAAAGCUAUGCUGGUCACUAUGUGGUCUUGUGUGGCUACGACAUGGCCGCCCAGAAGCUCUUCUACCACAACCCCGAGGUCCAUGACGGCCACAUCUGUCGCUGUCUGGUGGAAUCUAUGGACACGGCCAGGCGUGCUUACGGCACCGACGAGGACAUCAUCUUCAUCUAUGAGAAAAAGGCGCCCACAACCGAUUAAACUGAAGAAGCAAUUAUAACAGGAGCUGGUCUAGCCAGGGCUCCCAGCAAUAUAUAUAGUACCUGCCGUCGCCAGGUUGCCAGAGAAGGAUAACCAGAGGAAUGGAAUCUGCGCUUUGUGAUAUUAGUUUGUUAGAUGGUGUUAGAGAGGCGGGUGUCGAUGGAAUGGGAAUGCGGUUGAGAACUGCUUGCUGCUUGGUUAACUUUGGCACAACAGUGUACUUUAUUAAGGUAUUGCUAGCAGUUGGUCCCCAUUAAAAAAAAACACAAAAACGACAAUUACAAACGACUUAUAUAAAGCAGCCAGGCAGCUUUCCAAAUUGGAGAAGGUCGAUCGAUUUUAUCAUUAGGUUUUACUUUUGUCU
This is a messenger RNA of Drosophila bipectinata, 1193 nucleotides long. Its product is annotated as protein GUCD1. Lineage: Eukaryota; Metazoa; Arthropoda; Insecta; Diptera; Drosophilidae. The record is from RefSeq and is a predicted model, not a curated record.